Molecule: messenger RNA, 1053 nt
Organism: Phanerochaete carnosa HHB-10118-sp
Lineage: Eukaryota; Fungi; Basidiomycota; Agaricomycetes; Polyporales; Phanerochaetaceae
Exons: 5
Coding region: 88-987 (299 amino acids)
Source: RefSeq, a predicted model, not a curated record
CGCGGCAUAUGGGACAUCCCGCGCUCGAGAUUGCUGUGAAACGUUCCUUAUCCUAGGACUGCGACGACCUCUGCGACUCUGCUAGCGAUGGCUGAAAUUACUAGGGAGAUUGAAAUCGACCUGUCACUCAUUCCCCCGCUCGACGAGUCUCUGCUGACUUUGAACGACGAAGAGAGGGAGUUCUUGCACAAGUCGGUCACGUCGGAUGAUGAUGAACUGAAGGAAAGGAUAGUGGAGGCUCAGACAAAUGCCUACAAGCAACAUCCCUAUCCAUGCAUCCGCGGCUUCCACUUUGUCAACUUAUUCAUGUUUGAAAACCCUAUCUAUCCUCAGGUCCUCGCCGCAGGGAAAUUGGGGCAGACAGUCCUCCUUGAUCUCGGAUGCUGCAUGGGGACAGACGUCCGCAAGCUAGUCCACGAUGGCUAUCCGGCGUCGAAUGUCAUGGGCUGCGACUUGCGCCAAGAGUUUAUUGAGCACGGCUACGAGCUUUACCAAGACAGAGAACAGUGUGCCAUACACUUCUUUGCAUCCGAUAUCUUUGACGUGCCGUAUCCGUUCCCAGCAGACCAAGCUCCCGCGGGGCCGCUCGACACUGGAAAAGUGACAGAGAUGAAACAGCUGUACGGCAAGGUUGACCACUUCUACACCGGGGCUCUCUUCCACUUAUUUGACGAGUCGACGCAAUAUGCGCUUGCGCUACGUGUGGCGCAGCUGAUCAAGCGCAGCGCUGGCACAAUCGUGUUUGGUAGACAUCAGGGCUUAGAAGAGGAGGGAUACAUCAAUGAUCAUCUGUCAAGGAAGCGUUACGGGCAUUCCGUCAAGAGCUGGCCAUUGCUAUGGAAGAAGGUUUUUUCAGAGAUCGAGUCACCCGAGUUUGCAGAGAGCAAGGUCGUCGUAGAAGCGAAACUUUCUGGUUCUUUUGCCCCUCACGUCUUUCGCGCCCACGGACAGACGGAUAUGCUAUAUUGGAGUGUGAGGAUCGUAUGAAUGACACUGAAGAGCUGGAUAUAUGUAUUACAGCAUUGCAAAUUGACCUUGUGAAGAUACUACCGA